Molecule: messenger RNA, 938 nt
Organism: Wallemia mellicola CBS 633.66
Lineage: Eukaryota; Fungi; Basidiomycota; Wallemiomycetes; Wallemiales; Wallemiaceae
Exons: 2
Coding region: 33-914 (293 amino acids)
Biological process (GO): translation
Cellular component (GO): ribosome
Molecular function (GO): structural constituent of ribosome
Source: RefSeq, a predicted model, not a curated record
AACAACUUCAACGAGGGUGUAAUAAAAAAAAUAUGAAUUAUUUCACUAUUUUAAGGAAUAUACAACAUCCAUCUCGCACUUUCACUUCUUCGGCAGUAAAUCUAGUCAGCAAGCGUAAACAACAGUCUAGACUGAAGAAGAAGACAAACAUCGCUAGAAAGCAGGCUUUGAUCGAUGCAGAAUCUAGCAACUUACCUUCAGCUGCUUUAGGAUACGCACCAGGUCAAGAAGACGUAUGGUCCAACUCAGAAUUGUCAAAAAUAAUGCUCACUCCUCAUCAAGUCUAUAACAAUAUCGAUAACGUAUCUGGGAGAGCUUCUUUGGCUGAAAUUACAGGCGUCCCAGAUGAUCCAUCAGACGCUUUUCCAAACUUACAAAUACCUAAACUAUUAAGCAAACCAAUGACGAAAGAUGAUUUAUUGACAGUAUACAAAACACUUCCGUCUUUGUCAGCUCAAAGGGGUCUCGGUGGAUCAAGCUUACAAUCAGAUUUGGAUAUAGAGAAGAUCAUUCUGAAUGAGAAGGAAAAGUUGGAAACUUUCAGUCGCUUAAUUGAUCUCAGAAAUGCAUCAGCAAAGGGUAUAAUGUUGGAGAACAUCCGUAGAUGCAUAUCCGUCUUUGGUGAUGACCAUAUCAAUGAGAAGGCCAAACAUCCAACACACCAAGGUGACUCAGGAAAGAUUGAAGUACAAGCUGCUAUUUUGACCACUAGAAUAAGAGCAAUUGCUGAUCACUUACAUAUAAACACCCGUGAUAUACAAAACAGACGCUCACUUUCACAAUUAGUCCAACAACGAGCAAAAUUACUCAAGUACCUCAAGAAACAAUCAUUAAACCGUUAUGAGAGUGUUUUACCACGUCUUGGUCUCACAUCUAAGGCUAUUGAAAUGGAAAUCAAAGGAAAGCUAAUCUGAGGAACACUCAUGUAUCAUAAAAAA